UCUCAUUCCAGUUUGCAACAUCAGAGAGCGCACGCGCGAGAGAGAGAGAGAGAGAUGGGGGAAGAAGAGAGGAGCGAGAAGGCAGGAGGAGGCCCUGUGUUCGGAGACAUAAGGCGUUACUACUGCGAGCACUGCGGGAUCUGGAGGUCCAAGAAGCCCCUCAUCGCUUCUCACAUCCAAUCCCACCACAAGGAGGAGAUGGAAGCGGCAAUGGCUCGAGGGGUCGAGGGGAAGGAGGGAGCCAAGGCUAAUACCUGCGAAGAAUGCGGCGCCACGUUUAAGAAGCCCGCCUACUUGAAGCAGCAUAUGCAGGGCCAUUCGCUCGAGAGGCCUUUCAAGUGUUCUAUGGAGGAUUGCCCUGCCAGCUAUAGGAGAAAAGACCAUUUGGCUCGUCACUUUCUUCAGCAUAAAGGCAAGAUCUUCAGCUGUCCUGUCGAUGGUUGCAAUAAGUCAUUUGCAUAUCAAGGGAACAUGAAGAGGCACAUGAAUGAUAUUCAUAGUGAUGAGCUACCAUCGACGUUUGGUGAAUUUAAGAGUCCGAAGCAGAGUGUUUGUCCGGAGGUUGGGUGUGGAAAGGUUUUCAAGUUUGCAUCAAAGUUGCGAAAGCAUGAGGAUUCUCAUGUCAAACUGGAGACCGUGGAGGCUUUCUGUUGUGAGUGCAUGAAAUACUUCAGCAAUGUUGACUAUCUGAAGGAGCACGUGCAGUCGGCUCACCAAUUUGUCAAUUGCGACAUAUGCGGGACUAAGCAGUUGAGGAAGAAUUUCCAACGGCAUCUCGGCACGCAUGAGAAGAAAAAUUCGGCUGAUUCAGAAGCAUUCAGAUGUGAUGUCGAGGGUUGUCUCCGCAUCUUUUCAACAAAAUCAAAUUUACAUCAGCAUGUGAAGGCUGUUCAUCUUGAGGUGAGGCCAUUUGUUUGCAGCUACAAGGAUUGUGGCAAGAAGUUUGCAUAUAAGCACGUGAGAGACCAUCAUGAGAAAACUGGUUGCCAUGUUUACACUCCAGGUGAUUUCGAGGAGUCAGAUGAGCAAUUUCGAUCCAGGCCCAGAGGCGGGAGAAAGAGGAAAUGUCCGACGAUCGAGUCCCUACUGCUAAAAAGAGUUACUCUACCCAACGAGCUAGAUUUCCUUUCAGAUUAGUGGCUGAAGUCUCUUGGCAGCGCUCGGCAGCAGCUGAGGAUUAUAAUGUAUAGGAGCUGUGGUUUUUUUGCCGCAUAGGCCGAGCAAAGGUGAAAAAUUCACUCAUCAUCCAUCAUCCUCCUGUCACUUGUUUGUAGUUAAUAGUUGAUAGAGUUUGCUAUUGUUUUGUCUAUAAAGAUAAGAGAGCGAGUUAAUCCUUAGCAAAAGAUUCUUUUGUUGAGCCAUUGUCAGCUGUACAUCAUGCAAUAUACAGUAAAAUUCAACUGAGAAUCCACUGUUCUCAUACUGAUCUGUCUCUGGUAUAUAUAUCGUUGAACAGUUCAAAAGUUAUGGUCGGUAUUUUUCUCUUU
Syzygium oleosum is the source of this 1487-nucleotide messenger RNA. RefSeq names its product transcription factor IIIA-like. The coding region runs from base 55 to 1137 and encodes 360 amino acids. The record is from RefSeq and is a predicted model, not a curated record. The transcript has 6 exons. Gene Ontology annotation, biological process: regulation of transcription by RNA polymerase II. Gene Ontology annotation, cellular component: nucleus. Lineage: Eukaryota; Viridiplantae; Streptophyta; Magnoliopsida; Myrtales; Myrtaceae.